CCACCAGCAGGGCCGGACCUCACUGUACAAAAAGGAACACAUUUAAUAUUUAUGAGGUCGCGUAUUGGCUCGCGCUCGCGUCAAUCCCGCUGCGCAACUUCUGUAGGCUGGCAGACUUCCUUCAAUAUUAUUCUGGGGGAGCAGGGUAAAAGUACUAAAAAAUGUUGCCGCUCCACAACACCGGGACGGACUGAAUGGAGGCGACGUUGUCCGCGAGCGGAGAUUAAUAAGCCCCUCUACGGUGCACGCGACACACAUCGAGCGGCUUGUUGAGUUCUCCGUAAACGUCCAGCCCUCGGCCUCCCCAUGCCUCCAUCUCCUCUUGACGACAGAAUUGUGGUGGCGCUGCCAAGGCCGAUCCGACCUCAGGAACUCCAACUGCGCCUGGACACCAGCUACCUGGACUCCAUCUCCAGCAGCAGCAGCAACACAGUCAUCAGCACCACCGUGGUGAAGAUACGGGCGACGGCCAAUCUUGUGACGUAUAUGCCCUCAUCCAAGGGCUCCACGCGCUCGUUGUCGUGUGGAUGCAGCAGUGCCAGCUGCUGCUCUGUGACCACCUAUGAGAAGGACAGCCCGAGCCUCAGCCACAGCCAGGUGAGCGCCAGCAGCCCCAACCUCAGCUAUGCCGGGCCACCUACCUCUAUGGUAAGCAACCAUGAGGCUUUGAGCGCUCCCACUCUCACCCCUGGCACUCCAAAGGCAGCCCUGAGGGUUAUCCACCCCAAUGAGCUUGCCAAACGGAUGACCUGCUGCCCCAUGGGACACCCCAUAGGACCCAUGCCGGUUAUCAUUGACUGCCGGCCCUUCAUGGAGUACAACAAGAGCCACAUCAGGGGGGCUGUGCACAUCAACUGCUCUGACAAGAUCAGCCGGCGACGGCUUCAGCAGGGCAAGAUCACUGUGCUGGACCUCAUCUCCUGCCGCGAGGGCAAGGACUCUUAUAAGGGCAUCUUCUCCAAAGAGAUUGUGGUUUAUGAUGAGAGCACCAUGGACCCAAACCGCCUCACGUUCUCUCAGCCGCUGCAUGUGAUCCUGGAUUCCCUGAGGAGGGAGGGCAAGGACCCCAUUGUCCUAAAAGGAGGCCUUAGCUGCUUCAGGCAGAGCCACGAGAACCUGUGCGAGCACUCGCUGCACCUUCGAGAAGGCUUGGACUCCACUGCAGCUGCUGGCCUGUCGGGGGCGCUACCUCACUCCCUGCCCUCCACCCCGGACAUAGAGAACGCAGAGCUGACACCCAUCCUGCCCUUCGUCUAUCUGGGUAAUGAGCAAGACGCUCAGGACCUGAACGUGCUGCAGCGCUACAACAUCGGCUACAUCCUCAACGUGACCACCCACCUGCCACUGUUCCACUAUGACACGGGCCUCUUCAUCUACAAACGCCUCCCUGCCACAGACAGCAACAAGCAAAACCUGCGCCAGUACUUCGAGGAGGCGUUUGAGUUUAUUGAGGAAGCACAUCAAGCAGGUAUGGGCCUUCUGAUCCACUGCCAGGCAGGCGUGUCUCGAUCAGCCACCAUCGUGAUCGCCUAUCUGAUGAAGCACACCUGGAUGACCAUGACAGACGCCUACAAGUUUGUCAAAACCAGGAGGCCCAUCAUCUCUCCGAACCUCAACUUCAUGGGUCAGCUGCUGGAGUUUGAGGAGGACCUCAACAACGGAAUAACGCCACGAAUCCUCACACCAAAGCUGGUCGGUGUGGAAACAGUCGUCUAAAAAAAUGAACGCUUCAAACAUUUUUACUUACUCUCACCGCUUUUCAAGAGAGGUUCGACUGCUCUAUGAGCUGGUUCUGAACUGAGGGAGAAUUUUCUUCUUGAAUCUCCUCACGCUCAUCUUGGGCUCCCUGGAGUAGCAAAGCUCUGGGUCAGUGGUGAUAAGAAAUGCCAAAAAUCUCUACUCUUUGGACCUGGCCGCAGUCCCGGAGGAGGAGGAGUCGAGUUCGAGCGAUAGAGAGAGAGAGAGAGGGAAGCGGUCGGUUGGAAGAUUUCCAUUUGUGACCGCAGAGGGAAAGAAAAUUCAGUUUGGGAAAGAUACUCUAAGUGCUUGGAGGCAAUUACUGAGAGGAGAAACUCUUAAAGCUCACACUGUGGCACACAGUUUCUGUUUGCAGACUCAGGCGGGGUUGGCCGCGGCAGUGCCUGUCAAAAAAAAAAAAAAAAAUGAAAUGAAGACAUGUUUGGUGUGUUAAUGUUGUUGUUCUAUUUUUAUACAGGGGUUUAUGGGGUUGACCAUGACGAGCCCGCAGCGGCUUACUGUGCAAUAAUUUCAGAGUGGAAUGCAACUGAGACCUUGAUCUUAUGUGUAUAUAUCGGUGAUGAUUACAAAACAUUUCCAGCUCUUUGCUGAAAUGCCAUUCUGAUGUUAAUGUAAUACUGUCCUUCAGUUCUAUAUGUCCAUGUCAUGCUGUAAUAUUUAGCGCAGGUGUGUAAAGGACUGAAAAAUGACAGGCUUUUUAUUUUUUUGAGUGCAGCUUGUUGGUUUUGAACCACACAUUGAUAUUUUGUGUGUUUGUUUCAGCAUCUUUGUUUUGCCAUUCCUGCAUCCACAUAUACAUACAUUUUAGCAAUAUACUUGUUUGACUAGAUAGCCAUGACAGCUUUUAUGUUUAACGCACGGCUGCUGGCAGAAGAGAGAACACUUAAGAGUAAUCAGUGAAUAUUGUAAAACAGGGCUACUGCUUAUGAAUUGAGGACUUUCACUGCCUGCUUCUUUCUUCUUUUCGCCCCUAUCGUCCAUAAAAAAAAAGCUCCAUUGUA
Notolabrus celidotus (New Zealand spotty) is the source of this 2759-nucleotide messenger RNA. It is a transcript of the gene dusp10, whose product is annotated as dual specificity phosphatase 10. The coding region runs from base 307 to 1716 and encodes 469 amino acids. Gene Ontology annotation, cellular component: cytosol; cytoplasm. Gene Ontology annotation, molecular function: MAP kinase tyrosine/serine/threonine phosphatase activity; protein tyrosine/threonine phosphatase activity. NCBI's taxonomy places the organism in Eukaryota, Metazoa, Chordata, Actinopteri, Labriformes, Labridae. The transcript has 4 exons. Gene Ontology annotation, biological process: protein dephosphorylation; negative regulation of JUN kinase activity. The record is from RefSeq and is a predicted model, not a curated record.